Nymphaea colorata (pocket water lily) is the source of this 672-nucleotide messenger RNA. RefSeq names its product xanthotoxin 5-hydroxylase CYP82C2-like. The transcript has a single exon. Gene Ontology annotation, molecular function: monooxygenase activity; heme binding; oxidoreductase activity, acting on paired donors, with incorporation or reduction of molecular oxygen. The coding region runs from base 1 to 672 and encodes 223 amino acids. The record is from RefSeq and is a predicted model, not a curated record. NCBI's taxonomy places the organism in Eukaryota, Viridiplantae, Streptophyta, Magnoliopsida, Nymphaeales, Nymphaeaceae.
AUGGAGUCCAUCACCACAUCUAUGGAUUCCAUCAAGCGGGUAGCAGAGGGUUUAGCAUCUCUGCUUGCCCUUUUCUUCAUCUGUAAAAUUUGGCAAAAGAGGAAAAGGGAAGGAAGAUGCCGACUAUCGGAACCCAAUGGUUCUUGGCCAAUAGUCGGACACCUCGACCUGCUGACUGGAACCACACCUCUCUAUAGAACUAUCGCUGCUCUUUCAGAGAAGCACGGGCCUCUCUUCAGUCUCCAACUGGGACAAAUGCAUGCCAUUGUGGUGAGCAGCAUGGACCUCGCCAAGGAGUGCUUCACUGUCAAUGACCGAGCAUUUGCCGGUCGGCCACAGCUAGAAGGUUGGAAACACCUUGCCUACGAUCAUGCCAUGUUCUCAUUCAGCCCAUACGGACCUUACUUUUGUGAACUCCACAAGAUCGUCGCCACCGAGCAGCUGUCAAGCCAGCAAUUUGAGCUGCUCAAGCACAUCCGGGUAGACGAGGUGGGCUUCUUGAUGCGGCGCCUGUACGGCAGUUGCAGAAACCAUGAGCCGGUAGAGAUGAAGCAGCAUUUGACCUGCAUGGCCUUGAACAUCAUCCUUAGGAUGAUCCCCGGAAAAUGGUACUUUGAUUUGGACGGUGAAGGAAAAGAUUUAGUGAAGCUCUGGAUGAGUUUGCCAAUCUAG